GAAACGUGCUUCUUUUUUGUUCGGUGGUCACUCGGAUAUACGACCGUAUUUUGGAUUUAGUAUUUUUCCUGGGACAGUUCCGUAAAACAGAAAUUCAAAAUGCCGUACGCCCGAAAGAAGAUGCACGAUGGCGACACUCAUCUGCGCCGGCGGUGGCGACUGCGAAAUCGCAAGAAGGAUCUGGACCAGAUCGAUUUGGAUCUGCAAAAAAGCUCGGACCAGCUGCUCAACCAGGAGGUUGAUUUGGAGAAACCGGGAUUCGCUCAGUUCUAUUGCAUUCACUGUGCCACCCACUACAUCAACGACCGAGCCAUGCAGGAUCAUUUCCGCACCAAGGUCCACAAGCGACGUCUGAAGGCGCUGGAAAUCGAGCCGUACACGGUGGAGGAUUCCCUACGAGCUGCCGGAAAGGGAAGUUUCGUUCAACCACAGAAGCGCAAGAUGGAGACACAACCCUCGAAGCAGGAUUACGCCGAAGGAAAACGGGUCAAGGUGGAUGUCAUGAUCGAAGAGGAGAAACCGGCGAAGCAGAACUUGUCCAGGGCUCCCAAGUAUGACGGACAGUUUAAGAAGAUUAUGGAUGAUCUAACGACUCCGGCCACUUAGCAAUGAAACACGGUUGUCCUGUAGGAUCAGGUAAGUUAGUUUUAAUGAACAUUAUUUUUUUCUUCUGUAUAUUACACAAAAAAAUCCGUUUCAAACAUAGUGGAUGGUUUU
Molecule: messenger RNA, 717 nt
Organism: Ochlerotatus camptorhynchus
Lineage: Eukaryota; Metazoa; Arthropoda; Insecta; Diptera; Culicidae
Product: zinc finger protein 593 homolog
Exons: 1
Coding region: 100-606 (168 amino acids)
Molecular function (GO): nucleic acid binding; zinc ion binding
Source: RefSeq, a predicted model, not a curated record